Orycteropus afer afer is the source of this 3957-nucleotide messenger RNA. The record is from RefSeq and is a predicted model, not a curated record. Lineage: Eukaryota; Metazoa; Chordata; Mammalia; Tubulidentata; Orycteropodidae.
UCUGCAAAAGUGACUUUCAGUAUGGAUAAAACUGCAGAGAAACCAGUGCUAAACCAACCAUGGAAGAAAAAUCUUUUUGAAAGAGUGGAGGCAAAAGCCCAGGCAAUGCAGAAGAAAAUAAUAGAUAAAGAUAAUCUGAAGAAAGAACUAGAAAAAAAGACUGAGAAGAAACUCCCUAGGGAUAAGUUGGCCGAAGAGUGGUUUGAUACUGAAAAUGCAACACUGAGUACUAAGGCAUAUUUGCUUGAUAAACUUCUACCCACGUUAAUUCCUGGAACGGAAAAAAUGUUAAUGCAAGUAGAAGAGAAGAAGCUUUUAGAAGAAGUUAAUGCUCCAACCAAGUUUGAUCCAGUUAUUUUUCUAGGGGAAUACUUAAUGAGAAACAAUCCUAAUUAUGUCAAAUAUGAAAUGUCUGGUUAUCAGAGGGUAAUGAAAGAUGUCACAGAAGAUUUGAAGGUGCAUGUUCCUGACACAAUCUGCAACAGAGUAUCCAAGAUAAAAAAGAGUGUUAAGGAGAAACGAGAACAAAGAGAUAAAAUAAGCAAAGUCAAAAUCAAGGUGGCCAAUACACGGAGGCAGGCUCUGGAGGAGCAGUUUGAUGAAUGGAUUGUAGACCCCGGAGGAAUGAUUCCUUUGGCAGUGAUUCAGAAUGCUCUUCAAGACUUUUUUCAAAAUCCAGAUUUCCAGCUUGAAUCACAUUGCAAAGAACUGAAGAUUACUGACUCAAUGGAACCAAAAUUGAACAAAAAGGAAUUUACUCAAUACAUCUCUUCACACAUUGUGGACUUUAAAAGUGAAAUGUUUGAGCAACUCCUUAGGCACCUUUGCCACUGUGCAGAUGAGUUUCGGGAAGUCAUAAAAACUGACAUGCAGAGGCAGAUGUUUGCUGAACUCUUUCUGCAUUGUGACCAUGGGAAGGUAGGGUUUUUGGAUCGGCAGAGGACAUUGACCUUGCUGGAAGUAUUUUAUGACCAAAGUCCAAAAAUCCUUAGGACAUUACUCCGAAACCCAAGACAAUGGCCACUCAUUGAAUUUGAAGAGAUAGACUUGUCUGAGUUUUGGGGUGACAUGGAUAAUCAGAAACACAUUUAUGAAGACUUUGACCAAAUGCUCUUACAGAUGAAUGCAUUAGUUUCUGAAAAACAUGCUAGCAAACUGUUAGAAAAUCAAGAUCAACAAAAACAUGAUAAACAGAGAAAAUCAACAGCACCAAAUUCAUCAGAACAGCAGAGAAGGACAACUGCAGAACAAGGGUCACAUAGACUAUCAACAGGAGAACAAGAACAAGGUAGAGGGUCAGCUACAGAACAACAAUCGAAUAGAAACUCAAUAACAGAACAAGGAUCCCAUACAGGAUCAACUCUAGAACGAGGAUCAAGUAAAGAGUCAAUAAUAGAACCAAGACAACAUAGAGAGUUAAUAACAGAACAAGGACCACAAAGCGUACCAAUUUCAGAACAUGGAACCCACGCACAAUCAACUGCAGAACAAGGAACCCACAAAGAAUCAAUUGCAGAACAAGGACUUCACAGAGAAUCAAUAACUGCACAAGAGCAGCACAAACAAAGACCAUACUGGGAGUCAACUGUAGAACAAAGACCACCCAGAGGGCAUUUUGUUUUGUACUUUCUAGAAACUGCAAAAAAAGCUCAGAAACUAAAGUCCUGUGAACCCAAGUCCCCCAAAAUAGAAGGAAAGUCAUGGUCAGGUGAAUUUCUCACUUGUAACUGGAAGAUGAAGCAUGCCAAAUUUGAAGAUGAGGAACAGGCAAAAUUAAUCUACGGUGACUCCAGAUUCACAGACCUACACCCAGUUAUCAGAAAUAUUCUGGCUUACAAGGAAGGAAAAGGCAGGACUGCCUUCAAUGGAGUUUCUCUCAAUCUGCUCCAGUUUGUGCAACUCCUGGAGACAUUUGUUGGUGAAGAUACCUCCUUGCAUGUCAGUGAGAACCUCACUUCCUUUUUUAAGAAGUACUAUGUUGAAACAAAAGAAGAGAAAAUGAGUGCCUUAGAAAAGGUUAGACAGAAGUCUUCACGAGUUCGACGGGGGCUUCUCCUUGAAGCCCUCUUUCAGAAGUGGGAUAGUGAUGGCUCAGGCUUCUUGGAUCUGAAGGAAGUUGAUGAGGUCUUAUACACAUACAAGGAGGGAAUGGAAAAAGAAUCUAUGAAAAAAGCUAAACUACACAUCCAGUUUCCAAAGCCACACCCUGGUAACGAAGUGAAAUUAUCUUCAAAACAGUUUCAGAAAUAUAUAGAAUUGGUUGUAUCUGAACUCAGGGGCAAUGAAGACCAGGUUCUGGAAAGUGUUGUGGAGUUCCUGAUGAGUGCUUUACAGACGAGCCAUAUUGAGAGUCUGAGGAAUUCCGCCAGGCAGAAGUGGCUGCACCGAAUCCAACGUGCUGCAGAGACUAGUGGAGUAUCAGUGGAGCCAGUGUACACUGAGACCUUUAAGGCCCUCACCCAGGAUGCUGAAGCCCAUGGAAAUAAAAGGAUCAGUGCCCAUAUUUCUCUCUUAGAAGAAAAUGUACUACUGCCUGAUAGAGGGAAUGUUCUGUUGAGGAAUGUGGCUUGUACCUUAGACGAUGCUCCAUUUGUAUUGAACAGAGUUCUAUACAGGGACAUGAAAGGAAUUAGCUUUACAGUAGUGGAUGAAGGGAAGCCAAUCCAUGUCCCCCAAGUUCAGCACCACGGGAACAUCUUCUUCUGGAACCGUUCCCGCCGUAGGAAUGAUCGUAAUGGGUCAUUCUUGGCUCUGCCACUUCAGGAUGCAUAUAUGAGGAUCUUUGGGGUUAUUGCUGUCGACACCCUAAGAGAUCCCCAGGAAAUAAACAUCUUCCUGCCUCAUGAGAUCAGAUUCUACCAGGGUGUUGCCAAUGUCUUUAGCACUGCCUACCACUAUGUACACAGCCGGGAGCACAUCUUGGAUGUUAUCAUCACUGGCACUGGCUGGCUGUAUGGCGUCUUACCCAGCAUCAAUACCAUCACUACAUACUUUGUUGAGCCUGGCCCACAACAGGAUUCAGACUAUGUUUUACGCAAUAUGAUGGUUACAGGGUACAUGGGUCUAACAGAAAUCCACACCAAUCCCCCUACUAUCUUUAGGAAGGCAUGCAUCUUCAGAGAUUUCCUCUUUAAGUGCACAGACACUUCAGAAGUUAUUUUGGCCUCCGCCUGUGGAGAAACCCACAUAGCAAUUCCACUUCGUGAGAGAACAGGAGAAGCUCUGGGAGUCAUCGAUUUUAACAUUGGCCGGAGUAGGAUGUUGUUGUAUCGAGAAUAUAAAGAUCUGCAGAAAAUGAUGAAGGUGGUCCAGGCUGCCUGCUAUGAAAUACUGGGCGAAUUGACUGGAGAGAUAAAGAAAAAGUAUAUCUUAGAGAUUGAAAAUGCCGGAGAAGUACAGAGGGCAGGAGUGAUCUUCUUCCGAAUCAUGCUACAGGAGCUGCAGGACAGCAUCCGACUGCUUAGCUCCAUAGACUUUGUGUCACUGUUGAUUUAUGACCACAAACUUCUAACAGAGCCAAACUCUUUUGAAGACUCUUCUGGCCAGUUCCAGGACAUUGAAGCCAACACAAACCUAGUGCAUGACAUCCUGAUGGGGGUUAUCUUGUUCCUUCAUCCAGAGUUGGAAUUCUCAAGUGACUUUGAGGACUGGGAUAAGUGUAAACUGUAUGUUAAUAGAUACUUAAUUGAGAAUAUUUGUACCUUUGAUCCAACUUCUAGCAAUGUGGAAGUUAAUUUACAGCUCAUUGAUGGAUAUAUCAGAGAUCACUCCCGAAUCGAAGUGUGGAAUUUCGGUAAUAUUGUCAUCGAAUACCUGUACCAUUGGGCACACAUCUGUUCAGUUCUGAUACAGCUGAGCAAAAAUAUAAAUAGUACUAUUACACCUCCAUUACCCUCCAAGACUGAUUCCUAUAUAUAUGCAAAAUUGCCAGGAGAAACCUUGCUAGGGGAAUCCUAA